GGCAAUGAUAACACCCAAGUGAAAAACAAAAAACAUUCAUGUAUCGGUCAAUGAGAAAUGUAACAGAAAAGGGAACAGAAAUGGGUACUGGUGGGUUAUAUUGGUUAAGCUUCACCAUGACAUGGCCCCCCGCAUACCAGUAGAUUCCAGCUAAAGCCACCCGACAUGGGUUGUGCCACACUAUUUUUUUUUCCCUACACACCCACUUUCAGAACUUAAUUGGAAUUAGUGCAUCCCUACACCCAUCUAUACAACAGGAAACAUCUCUGUGAAGGGAAAGCACUCUAACCAGUUGCAGAGAAAGGUGCUUAGGCCCAUUGUCCAGUUUUACAGAUCAGCUAUUGGGUAUGAACCCCAUGAAGAGGAUAUGAAUUCCGUGGUCCACAUCAGACUCCACAAGAUGGAGGAUCAGAGUUUAAAGAAGGGCGGUGUCCAGAAUGGCACGAGUGACACACCCAAAGAGGGCAAAGCCACCGCGCUGCAGAGAGAGGUGGGUCUGCUCAGUGCUGUGUCUAUGAUCGUGGGGACGAUGAUCGGUUCUGGAAUCUUCAUCUCUCCCAAAGCCGUGCUGGAAGGAACUGGAGCUGUGGGACCCAGCCUGUGUGUUUGGGCCGCCUGCGGAAUACUGGCUACACUUGGGGCUCUGUGCUAUGCUGAGCUGGGUACUAUGAUUACUAAGUCGGGUGGAGAGUACCCGUAUCUGAUGGAGGCCUUUGGUCCAGUUCUGGGUUUCCUGUACUGCUGGACAACAAUUAUGGUCAUCAGGCCCUCAUCCUUCGCCAUCAUCGCCCUCAGCUGUGCCGAGUACGCGGCCACGCCCUUUUACCCAGGAUGCACUCCUCCUCGCCUCGUCAUCAAGAGCCUCGCUGCCGCCUUCAUCACACUGAUCACACUGGUGAAUUGUCUGAGUGUGCGGCUUGCCAAAUACGUCCAGAAUUUCUUCACGGCAGCAAAACUCCUCAUCAUCUUCAUCAUCAUAGUGGCCGGAAUCAUCCUACUGGCUCAAGGGAACACUCAGAAUCUCAGUAAUGGGUUUGAAGGGCCGAGAACAUCGUUUGGGGACAUCGGAUUGGCCUUCUACAACGGGCUCUGGGCCUACGGAGGAUGGAAUCAGCUGAACUUCAUCACAGAAGAAAUGAAAAACCUGAACAGGAACAUGCCCCUGGCGAUUGUGAUUGCCAUCCCCAUGGUAACAGGGUGUUAUGUUCUCACCAACGUGGCGUAUUUCACCAUCAUGACGCCAACAGAACUGCUGCAGUCGCCUGCCGUUGCAGUGACUUUUGGUGAUCGUGUGCUGUACCCUAUGUCGUGGGUGGUUCCCCUGUUCGUCGUUUUCUCCACAAUCGGAGCGGCCAAUGGGGGCUGCUUCACCGCCGGCAGGCUGACGUAUGUAGCUGCGCGAGAGGGUCACAUGAUUAAGAUUCUGUCCUACAUCAGUCUGAAAUACUACACACCAGCUCCUGCUCUCAUCUUCAAUGGGGUCCUAGGUAUCAUAUACAUCAUCCCAGCGGACAUCAGCACUCUGAUAAACUCUCUUAGUUUCACCCAGUGGCUGUUUUGUGGACUCACAGCCCUCGCUCUCAUAGUCAUGAGGUACACCAAGAGAGACCUGCACAGACCAGUCAAGGUGCCUGUGGUGAUAGCAGGGCUAUUUGUGUGUGUGUCGUGUUAUCUGGUGUUGGCCCCCAUCAUCGAUAAGCCGUCGCUGGAGUAUCUGUACUGCACAGCCUUCAUGCUCAGCGGCCUGCUCAUAUACCUGCUCUUCAUACACCUCUCACACACCUGGAGCCACAGCAUCAUGCGGCCAAUCACCACACACUUACAGCUGCUGAUGCAGGUGGUUCCCCCAGAGAAGAUGGACUGAGGACCACUCAGAAGACUACAAAUCUCUACCCUCGCUCAUACACUACAAACAACACCAGGGCUUCAAAUGCUAUAUUUUAAAGAACGAUUGGCAAAACUUGGUCCAGUGCAUUUGGCUGCAGUAAAAGAAAGCAUUCGUCUUGUGGCCACACAUUUCUGCCAGCCCAGGUCACUUUGCUGAAAUGAAAAUAAGGGGGAUGGAGGAGAGCACUGGUUAAUUACUCCCCCCACCAACCUGGCAGGUCAGGAGUCGAACCGGCAACCUCUGGGGGUGGAGGUGGACAUGACUUAAAAUGCCACUUCUUGACUGGGUGGUCAUGGGUAAGGGGUUAGAGUGUCAGACUUGGAGUGCAUUGCAAUAUGCGACCUUGCCUCCUCGUCCCGCCUCCUGGCCCCUCCUCCGUGGAGAAAACGAUUAAGUUUCCCAGCUGUCAGCCUAGCCACAACAACUUUUGAGGGACUGUUUUUCAUUCACCAUCCCCAUUGCAAAUGAGAAAAAGACUCUUUUGCAAGAUAUUGAAAUAUAAUGCUGUUGUCAGUGAUGUCAUCAUGACAUAUUACUUCCUGGUACGAGGAGAGAAGCAAGUGGAGGAGGCAAGGUCGCAUAUUGCAACGCACUCUUGUUGUCCAGAGGUUGCCGGUGUGACUCCCAACCUGCCAGGUUGGUUGGGGGAGUAAUUAACCAGUGCUCUCCUCCAUCCCCCUCCAUGGCUCAAUUCGAAACGGGAGGCAGUGACUCGAUGACUCUCCUCCUACAUACUGUAAACAGGUCACUGAUCAGAUAGGUGAAGUUAGCUGAUGAGGCAGCCGUUACGAAUGGCACUAACGAGUGCGCUGCCUUGCGCAUUUGAUGUUACGGCGAUUCUAUGGCGGGAGUUACGUUCAUCACGGUAGCGCUUAGCUUACGCAUGCUAUUUAAACGGUGAAUGAUCGUCAGAAUCAUAGAAUAAAAUAAGUAGAUCUAGUGACAGCAUAUUUAGAUACUACAAUGUUGAUUUAUCCAUUCGAUUUUCAAUAUCUACAUACAUAAGUGUCAGAAUAAAGAGUAUGAUAAGGUAGUAGCUUGGCUAGUAGCCAUGUUUGUUUUUCAGGUUUCCGGUUGAGAGGGAGGUGGCGCACAGCAUGUUGGGUACCAAGGCAGCGAAGUCAGCAUCUAAUGCUGACCUCAAAUAUCCCCGUUACGCCCACAAAUGCGGUCAACUGCCGAGGGAGGAAAUAAAGCAAUUUUUCGUUUCGAUCCACACUUCAUGACUCGAUGUCCAGUUAGCUCAUUGGAAGGACAGCUGCCUUCCCUGUUUCGAAUUGAGCCCAUGAGUGAGGUACCCUGUGCCCUGGUAAUGUCCCACUGCAGUGCUCCCUUGGGGAGUUCUGAAACGCAUUCCUUCCAUUGUUCCUUCCUGUUUGUUUUGGCCUAGAGCGAAUGCGUGCCAAAUGAAUUAUUCUUCCCCCCCAGAACCAAACUACCCCAAUUGUCAGUUCCCCCUUUCGUCACCCAAACACGAGAAACGAGGCUAUUCGUAAAGGCACCACGAGGCUUCAAGUUGAUUAGAUGGAGGCCAGCGGGGCGUGGGGGAAAAAAAGGUUGGAACUGGCAUAGAGGGACGCAUACUGUUGUCCGUCUGUCGGCCUUGUUUGUUUUUGUUUUUAGUCAAUUGAAAUGAUGAUGUCUGUCCUUCGGACAGCAGGUUUUACAGCAAUGAAAAAUAAUAAAAUCUACAUUUGUGUAACAGA
Molecule: messenger RNA, 3594 nt
Organism: Engraulis encrasicolus (European anchovy)
Lineage: Eukaryota; Metazoa; Chordata; Actinopteri; Clupeiformes; Engraulidae
Product: b(0,+)-type amino acid transporter 1-like
Exons: 13
Coding region: 368-1864 (498 amino acids)
Biological process (GO): amino acid transmembrane transport
Cellular component (GO): membrane
Molecular function (GO): L-amino acid transmembrane transporter activity
Source: RefSeq, a predicted model, not a curated record